CUCCCCACCUAAUCAAAUGUAUCUAUCUAUAUGGAUUAUAUAUAUGAUAAUAAUAUAUCGAAGCGAGCAGAGGCUAAGCCACCAGUUGUACAGCAACCAAACAACCGCCGGAAAAAUGGAAGUCAAAAUCAUCGAAACCGCCCUUGUCCACCCCUCUACGCCGCCCUUCCACCAUGACCAUCUUCUCUCUCUCUCCCACCUUGACAACGACCGUAACCUCAAUGUUACCUUCCGUUACCUCCGCGCCUACGACAGCUCCAACCGCCGGGACGCCGCGGCCGACCCCUUCCACGUCGUCACCACGGCCCUCUCGGCGGCCCUCGUCCACUACUACCCCUUCGCCGGAACUCUACGCCGCCGCGACUCUGACGGCCGCCUCGAGCUACACUGCGAAGUGGGCCGAGGCGUCCCUGUGGUUCGCGCCGAGGUGGACUGCUCGUUACAAUCGGUUAACUACCUCGACGACCCGGCCGAGCUCUGGAUCGAAAAACUGGUUCCGGACCCGGAUGCGUCCGAGGGUCUGGCAGAUCCGUUCGUUCUACAAAUCACGAUGUUCAGGUGUGGCGGCUUCAGUCUCGGGGCGGCGGUGCACCACUCACUAGGCGACGGACUCGGGGUGACUCAGUUCUUCAAUGCCAUGGCCGCGUUUGCCCGCGGGUCGACCCAGUUGUCGGUGGAGCCGGUUUGGGACCGCGCAAAUUUGCUAAGGCCUAGAGACCCGCCAAGGGUAGAGUUCCCGAUCCACGAGUAUCUGACGUUGGAAAGCGGCACGGCCGGAUACCGGUCGAGUGAACCGGUUUGCAGAGAGUGCUUUCGUGUGAAGGAGGAGUGGUUGGACCGGCUCAAGCUGUUCCUGCAUGAGUGCUCCGGUCAUAACUUCACCACUUUUGAAGCUUUGGGUACCUUCAUUUGGCGAGCGAAGGUUAAAGCGUCUGGAAUUGCAGGGGAUGAGAAGGUGAAAUUCGUUUACGCCAUGAACAUGAGGAAGGUAGUGAAGCCUCCACUGCCUGCAGGCUACUGGGGCAAUGGCUGCGCGCCCAUGUACGUUCAACUCAGCGCCAAGGACUUGGUUGAGCGACCCCUCUGGGAAACGGCUUUGCUGAUCAAGAAGAGCAAGCACAACGCCACCGACGAGUACGUGCGGUCGUUCAUCGACUUCCAGGAGCUGAAUUACGAGAAAGGGAUCACCGCCGGCGGCGGCGUGACCGGGUUCACCGACUGGCGGCACUUGGGGCACUCGACGGUGGACUUCGGGUGGGGAGGGCCGGUGACGGUGCUGCCACUCUCCCGGAACAUUCUGGGCAGCACCGAGCCCUGCUUCUUCUUGCCAUUUUCUUCGGCCAAAGGCGGCAAUAAGGACGGGUUCCAAGUUCUAGUUCAUGCAAAAGAGGCUGCCAUGGCUGGCUUGAAAGCUGAGAUGGAGGAGCUUUCUCAAACUGGGUACCCUUACCCUCCGUCCUAAAAAUGUCACCUGAUGAGAUGUUGAAUUGAAAAGGUUAAAUCGCAAAAGAUUUUUAAAUUACAAGAAUUUAAAAUCACAAAAACAAAAGUAAAUCUUCCUAUAAAUUACCUACCGAGCUACAAGUGCUGUUAACGUUUCAUGUUAUAUCCUCUGUUCUUGAGUCGAAGCCUUGCAUGUAAGUUCUUUAUAUAUUUUUGUGAUACUUUAUUUUCAA
Messenger RNA from Diospyros lotus (date-plum), 1676 nucleotides. Its product is annotated as fatty alcohol:caffeoyl-CoA acyltransferase. The record is from RefSeq and is a predicted model, not a curated record. Bases 17 to 1462 code for a protein of 481 amino acids. The transcript is spliced from 2 exons. NCBI's taxonomy places the organism in Eukaryota, Viridiplantae, Streptophyta, Magnoliopsida, Ericales, Ebenaceae.